Molecule: messenger RNA, 897 nt
Organism: Nematolebias whitei (Rio pearlfish)
Lineage: Eukaryota; Metazoa; Chordata; Actinopteri; Cyprinodontiformes; Rivulidae
Product: protein FAM177A1
Exons: 5
Coding region: 27-689 (220 amino acids)
Source: RefSeq, a predicted model, not a curated record
GCGCUACAAAGAAGAAGACUGCGACAAUGGCUGAUAUUUCUCUGUGUCUCACCAACGCCAGCAUGUCCGCAGGUCGGACAGUGGAUGGGGGGCAGAGUCAGAGCCCACGCCCGGGGAAGGACUUUGAGAGCGUGGAGCUGGGGCCGCUGGAGAAGAGGGACGAGGCUCCGCAGAGGGAGAAGGCUCCCCGCCGGAUCAUCCACUUCUCCAGCGGGGAGACCAUGGAGGAGUACAGCACCGACGAGGAGGAGGGAGAGGAGCGGGAGGCGGAGAGGAAGGACCUGCUGUCACCGCCCGUGGAUGCGGUGAGGUCCAAGAUGACCUGGGGGCCGUAUUUCUGGUUCCACAUGUGGAGAGCUGCCACUUCCACCAUCUCAGCAUGUGAUUAUCUUGGGGAAAGGAUGGCCUCUCUCUUUGGGAUAACAUCCGCCAAGUACCAAUAUGCCAUUGAUGAAUACUACAGGAUCAAGAAAGAGAAAGAGGAGGAGAGGGAGGAAAACCGUCUAUCAGAAGAAGCAGAUCGUUCUUUUGACCAGCUUCGAUCUCAGGAACAGAGGUCCGAACGCGUCGCAGCGAGAGACGGACAGGAGGCGGAAGCGGCUCACCCUGACGUCACCUAUCAGGUGGAGAACGAGAGUCGGGCAAACCCAAACACGUUUACCGUCCCCGUUAUUGUGACGGCAACCUAACGCUCUCUGGGAAAGUUCAUCUAAAUGUCUGUCUGUGUGAAUGAAGGAACACUGUCUUAUUUGGCCAAACCCUUUGGUUCGUGUGUAACAGCUUUCGACGGGCAGCGCUGCUGGAUUUUGGCUAAAUGGCGAGGACGCUGGGGGUUAACUGUGGAAACUGGAAAUCUAACUGCAGGGUAACGUGACGUGUUCAACCUUAGAAUAAAUA